CGGUGUUGCCCCUUUAAGCCCCGCCCCUCGCCCCCGCCCGCGGUUGGCGGAGCGGCCGGAGCGGCGCGGGCGGCGGCACGAGGCGGCGGCAUGUCCUGAGGCGGCGGGAGCCGGGCCGGGCCCAGCACGGCGGGGUCGGUGGAGCAGCGGGCCAAGGGCCGGGCCCCCAUGAAGGAGAAGGAGGCGGGGGCGGAGCGGGGCAAGCCCGCCACAUACACUGGGGACAAGAAGGCGCGCAUGGCGGCCAAGACCAACAAGAAGUGGGUGCGCCUGGCCACUGUGCUGGCCUACGUCCUCUCCGUCUCGCUGGCCGCCAUCGUCCUCGCCGUCUACUACAGCCUCAUCUGGCAGCCGGUGCGCAGCGGCGGCGGCGGCUCCCCCGGGCCCGGCCCCGCCACCGCCACCCCGCCGCCCCACGCCGCCACGCUGCCGGGCCCUGCGGCCGGACGCGCGCAGGAGCCGCCAACGGGCCCCGGGCCCAGCCUCGCCCGGACCGACCGCCCGGACGCGCCGCCGCCCGGGGCGCGGGGCAGCCCCUGAGGCCGCCGUCAGCUAUCGCCCCCCCGCGCCGGAGGGAGGACGGGCCCGGCGGACCGCGGAGGGGAGGCCGGCAGCGGGGGGAUGCCGCGGCCGGGCGCGGCGGAGGACCCGGCCGGCGGCGAGGCGGCCCCGGCGCGGCGGAGCCCCGAAGAGCUCGGGCUGGAGACUGACCGGGCCCGGGUGCCGGCGGGGGAAGGAGACGUUUGUACUGGGUAGAACUGCGGUAUCUUUAACGCCCCCCAACCCCCCACCUCGUGUUUCCUCGAAAAGGGAAUUUUGUGGCUUCGUUCUUCUCCUCACCAGGGCUCGCUUCUCCCUUUGAACCUGCAUUGAAUUCCUGCGCUAUUUAUGCCCGUCUGUUACUUAUAAAAGGAUAUCGGUGUCCAAAAUUCCUCACUAUUUACAGGAUCAGCUGGGAACAAUAUGAAUUUAGAGGCUGUAAUCCAUUGUUUAGGUAAAAACAGUUUUGUUUAACAAUGAGCAUAAACUUAUUUAAAAACAUGUGAAAGGUAAAUUGACUUGUUUACUAUAUUAAAAUAUUUUCCCAAUAUGAAAGUCUCGGUAA
Chroicocephalus ridibundus (black-headed gull) is the source of this 1105-nucleotide messenger RNA. RefSeq names its product InaF motif containing 2 (gene INAFM2). NCBI's taxonomy places the organism in Eukaryota, Metazoa, Chordata, Aves, Charadriiformes, Laridae. The coding region runs from base 169 to 540 and encodes 123 amino acids. The transcript has a single exon. The record is from RefSeq and is a predicted model, not a curated record.